Molecule: messenger RNA, 1569 nt
Organism: Phacochoerus africanus (Common warthog)
Lineage: Eukaryota; Metazoa; Chordata; Mammalia; Artiodactyla; Suidae
Gene: SPRYD7
Product: SPRY domain containing 7
Exons: 5
Coding region: 198-788 (196 amino acids)
Molecular function (GO): protein binding
Source: RefSeq, a predicted model, not a curated record
GUAUCUUCCGCCCAGGCAGGCUUCGCCUCGGACUGCGCUGCGCCUCCCCGCCAGGGGCGUCGCUGUACCAGCCUCUGCGCCCCACAGACUCCCUCCGGCGCUGGGGCGGGGGCAGGAGGCGGAGCGGAGGGGUGGGGGCGGGAGUCGCCGCGGUCUAGGGCGGGUGGGGUCGCGGUGGCGUCGGCGGUCCCUGAGACAUGGCCUCCUCGGUGUUCUGCUGCCUGCGGUGCUGCAGAGAUGGCGGGACGGGCCACAUCCCUCUGAAAGAGAUGCCGGCCGUGCAGCUGGACACGCAACACAUGGGAACAGAUGUUGUCAUUGUAAAAAAUGGAAGAAGAAUAUGUGGAACAGGAGGUUGUUUAGCCAGUGCACCCCUACAUCAAAACAAAAGCUACUUUGAAUUCAAAAUCCAGUCCACAGGAAUCUGGGGUAUUGGCGUUGCAACUCAGAAAGUUAACUUGAAUCAGAUCCCUCUUGGCCGAGAUGUGCACAGUUUGGUGAUGAGAAAUGAUGGAGCCCUGUACCACAACAACGAGGAGAAAAAUAGGCUGCCGGCAAACAGCCUUCCCCAGGAGGGGGAUGUGGUGGGUAUUACAUAUGACCAUGUAGAAUUAAAUGUAUAUUUGAAUGGAAAAAACAUGCAUUGUCCAGCAUCAGGAAUACGAGGGACAGUGUAUCCAGUUGUUUAUGUUGAUGACAGUGCAAUUUUGGAUUGCCAGUUCAGUGAAUUUUAUCAUACUCCUCCACCUGGUUUUGAAAAGAUAUUAUUUGAACAGCAGAUCUUCUGAAUGUAUUUGUUUUUGAAACUUGUAUUUCUGCACUGUUAAAAGUGUUUACUAUUUAAUAAAGCUUUACCUGACCUAUAGAUGAAAAUAUAUUCUUAAUAAUAUGCUUGUUAAUGUUAUCUAAGUGUAUACAAUAUACCAUCCUGAAGUUCUGAUUUAAAAUACUUAUGUUUUGUGAUAUGAAAUCAGCAUUUGGGGCAGUUUAUUUAAUUCUUAUUUAAAUAAAUAUAACUGUGGGCUUAAUUAACAGUAUUAAGUGGAAAUAUGUAUAUAGAUAUUUAAAAGGGAAUCUUUCUUAUGUAAAAUACUUGUUUUGAUAGAGAUGUAGAGUUGAAUGGGGUUUUUUUUGUCGUUCUGAAGAUUGGACCUCAUUAAUUAAGUCUGCAGUUCAGUAAUUUUGUGUCUCGGUGUCCUUUUUAUAUAGAACAUAACAAAUGACAAAUUUCUAUUAUUAGCAGCUUCACUUCUGGCGAUUUAACUUACUGUAAAAUGUACCACAUUUCUUUAAAUUGCUUAUUUUGUUUGUAUGUCAUUGCUUUUGAUCUUUUUUGUGAAAGGAGGCGAAUGUUGUAGUAACUGUCAGAGCAUUUGGUUGAGGAUCAUCAUCCUGUGUUACUUCAGUACCUGAGUAAGGAGUGGUUGAUGGCUGAUGUAGUGUACAUGACAGACAUUUAGAAUAGUACGAUGCUUUGAACUUAAAUGUAAAUGAGAUUAUUCUUUUAAGGACUUUUAUUUAAAUGUGCAUUUGCCUGUAAGGAAUAAUAAAGUAAUAGUAAUUAAGGAA